AUGUCGACACCCGAAUCAUCCGACUCGGUCGAAAGCUUGCUAAAAUCUCUCAUGAGAGACUCUCCUCCAUCUAUGAGAGAGCGGAUCCAGCUGCUACAAUCGCUCUGGGAUCUAUCAACGCUAACAGUCCCAGAAGCCUUACUGUUGUUGGAGUUGCUGACAAAUCAAAAGCUGCAGUCACUUCAAGCACUUUAUCACAAUCCAUUACUGUUCAGGUGGCUAUGCGAUACAGAGCGUGAUCCGCUUAAUGUGGUGGUUGUACAUGAUUCUCAGCAAGAUCAAAUCACUCCGAACGGAGAAGACGCUCAUUUCAUUUGUGAAUCGUCAAAUCAACGCGGAAAUCGAUACGAGUCCGACGUUGAAUCUUUACAAUCCGGAGGCCCUACUACCCUAUCUACUUUCCCCGCGCCUAAACGUCCGGCAUCAUCAGACUCGGAGGAGGUACAAUUGGAAAGCCAACCAAGUAAGCAAUAUGAUCAAUAUCAUCAAAUCGGUAUAGACUCAGAAGAGGACGACCAAUCUUUUCGUACAUGUUCAAAGUCAGCCCAGUCUAGAAAUCGACGUAUCAUCAAACCUCUACCAAUGAGACAUCGACCUGCCUUGUCUACAUCAUCUAUGUCUAAAAAUCAGUCAUAUGAACAAUCCGGCUCAGAUGAGGUCUCUGACAUUCAAUCAAGUUUUUCAGGGGAUUCCGAUCAACAUUAUCACCUUGCCAUGGAGUUAGAGGAAGACGGCCAAUCUGUCGGUACAUCGUCAAUAGAAACCCGAGAUCAUCUUGACAUCAAACCUUUACCCAUCAGAUAUCAACCUUCUUUAGGUACAUCGUCAUCCAUAUCUGAAUCUUCAACAUCACUAGACUCAGAUGAACAAUGUCUUUUAGAAAUAAAUCAACUUCAAGAAAGAAUUGCACAACUUUCUAUUAGACUCGAAAAAGCGAAGCGAAUGAAUGCCCAAUUAUCAUCUAAACCUUUAUCAAAAAUCGAUUUAUCAACCAAAAAAGAAGUUAUAAAUUCAAGUAAAGUCAUGGUCAAAUUCGAAAAUGAAAUCCAAGAAAUCCAGAUACAACUUUAUAAAAUUAUAUUAAAUCUAGAAAAAUCUCAUCCUGAUUUUAACUUUGAUGAUUUUAAGGAUAUAUGUGAUAUUGAAGAUACUGAAAUUGGUUCAUCUUCAUUGGGAGCUUCAAGUUCUUCAUCUCAAUCUAUCAGCAAUGAAAUGUCACCAACACCCAAAUAUGUGAGACGGCACAAAGGUGUAAGUCAAGCUCAACAAAAGAGGAUAAAAAUGUUCGUAUAG
Messenger RNA from Melampsora larici-populina 98AG31, 1293 nucleotides. RefSeq lists its product as uncharacterized. The transcript has a single exon. Bases 1 to 1293 code for a protein of 430 amino acids. Lineage: Eukaryota; Fungi; Basidiomycota; Pucciniomycetes; Pucciniales; Melampsoraceae. The record is from RefSeq and is a predicted model, not a curated record.